Messenger RNA from Ruditapes philippinarum (Manila clam), 3132 nucleotides. RefSeq lists its product as uncharacterized. Lineage: Eukaryota; Metazoa; Mollusca; Bivalvia; Venerida; Veneridae. The transcript is spliced from 4 exons. The record is from RefSeq and is a predicted model, not a curated record. Bases 182 to 1609 code for a protein of 475 amino acids.
UAUCAACACCAAUCAGUAAGUGUACAUCCCCAAACACAACAUUCAGUUCCGCCACCGAAAAACAUGACUCUACUUGGGAACCAACAUCAGAUAUGGAUGACAGUGAAGAUGAUACUAUCAUUGAUGAAGAUUGGGACAGAUCUGACACACUGAAGACCCCAAAGUACAUGGUUUUCGAACAAUGCCUUAUGUCUCUAUUCACAAUUUGUACAGUUUGUUUCUCAAACAUUUCGGCUCACAUCAAACAGAGACUGGGAAGUUUUAUAAGUGUCCUUCAAGAAUCUUCAUGUGGGCAUAUCAGAGAAUGGCAUUCCCAGCCAAUGAUCGGGAAACGACCAGCAGGGAACAUUUUAAUAUCAAGUGCAGUGUUGUUUUUGCUGUGAAUAUAGAGAAAGUUCUGCGAAUGUUUAAAUUUAUACAUUUUUCUAGUGUUAGUGCUACAACUUUCUAUAAAUAUCAAAGAGGAUAUAUGUGGCCAGCUAUUGAAAAAAUUUGGAAUUUAACAAGAAAUGCAAUGCUGGAAGGAAUAAGAUCAAGACCUGGGAAAGUUAUACUUGCUGGUGAUGGUAGGUCUGACAGCCCUGGACAUUGUGCCAAAUAUGGUUCUUACUCUCUUCUUGACAUCCGCUCUGGAAGGGUUAUUGAUAUACAAUUAGUGCAAAGUAACCAAGUCAAGAGUAGCAGCCAUAUGGAACUUGAAGGCCUGAAGCUUGCUACAUGUAGUCUAAAACAGGAAGACAUUGUUAUUGAUGAAAUAGUAACAGAUCGCCACGUCCAGAUUCAAAAGUGGAUUCGAGAGAAUUUGGUAAAUGUGAGACAUACUUAUGAUGUGUGGCAUGUAGCCAAAAGUAUUAAGAAAAAGCUAACUGCACUAUCAAAACAGAAAGAUUGUGAAAUCAUUGGAAAAUGGAUAAAAAGUAUUAGUAACCAUGUCUACUGGGCUGCUGCCUCAACUCCAGAUGGAGACAGAGAAACCAUCUUAGCCAAAUGGUUAUCUCUGUCAAAUCACAUACAGAACAUUCACCAUGGUCAUGGUCCUAGGUUUCCAUCCUGUCUGCAUGGUGACUUGGAGUCAAGACAAUGGCUUAAACCAGGAACCAAGGCAUGUGCCAAAGUUGAAGACCUAAUAACAAACACACGAUUGUGUAACGACAUUCGCAAACUUUCAACUGACCCACAGACAUCUGACCUCGAGGCAUAUCAUAGUGUUGUAAACCAUUUCGCCCCCAAACUGCAUUCCUACACAUUUCAUGGUCAAUUAUGCAGACAACAUCUUGCUGCUCUGCAUUUCAACGAAAACAGCAAAAGAAAGUCUGCUGUAAAUAAAGAUGGUAAUGUUGCCAUUCAAAUUGCAUUCCCAAAAUACAAGACAGGGGAUGAAUUCUCUAUAAAAAUAAAAAGGGAAAAAAUGACAUAUGAAUAUGUGGAAUCCUUACUCAGGGAAGUGUUGGACAUAGCAGACAGAGACUCUGGCCCUUCGGUCCUUUCCACACCUGCCCCACCUUUCUUGAGCAGCGGAAAAAGAAGACCAUGCCAAGAUGAAAUUUCCAGGACGCUAAGUCGUUACACGAAAUUCAGAUUUGGAGAGAGACGUUGUUUGGAAUAUUGAAAUUUUGGUUAUUUGCAUAAAUAGGUUCUUUGUGGUACAAAUUAAUUCCCAUUUUACAGGAAUGAUAAGAAUUAAGACCUAGUUUUGUAUAUCUUUGGCAUUUAUCAGUCCAAUAAUUUUUGAAUAAUAAAUAGAGUUAAGGACCUUUAAUGAAUUUAUCUUUUUAAAAAUCUGUCCAGACUUCUAUUGUUAUACUGCUAAUGCAGUUUUAGUGAAACUUUACAUGAUUGAUCUAUCUUUAGUACUGCACAUAAUACACACGUUUUCUGGUUGAAUGACUUUUGCCUAGUUAUAGUCCUAGAAUUUAAAAUGCAUUUAGGCAUUUUAAGGAUUUAUUUUUUGCCUGCUACAAAAUAGCUGUGACAUCACCCCUCAAUGCUUCUGCUUAAUUAAGCUAACAUCAGGCAACAUGUGACGGUGAAAACUGAUUGCUUUUGUUGAAGUGUUCAAUUAAUUUAUGAGAAGGCAUGGCUUCCGUUAAUUGAAGUUUUAGAGUCAACUCCUUUAUUAUGGCUUGUGACAUCCAAGAUGUAAUGAUAUUCUUUCCUUAACUAUAUAAUAUGACUUCCAAUGUUAAGAGAUUUAGCAGUCUCUGACUCCCAAAUUUUUAAAGUUAAUGGAAGCCCUGGAUAAUGUACAUUUUUGUUGCAUGAUUUAAGCUCUUAUUCAUGUUAAGUAAGAUCUAAUUGAAAGUACUGGAAAAAAGUAUUUUUGUACCCAAACCAUUCUCUGGAGUGAACAACUUUUAAAGUGUUGCAACAGUAUAUAAGAAAGUACUUUUUACACUAUGUGACUGUUGUAUAAAAUUUAUAGAUAUUGUUACUUGUGUAUUUGUGUAUAUAGAAAAGUAAUAUUACUGUUAAUGAUAGAUUAUCAUCUAGCUUUCCCUUAAAAUGUGGUUGCUUAAUAACCGAACAACAGGCUUAAAAGUAAUGCCAAUUUUAAAAAAAAAAAUCUACAUUAAAGGGAUUCCACUGAGGUUUUUGGACAUACUUGGACUGAAAAUAUUUUUUCAGAUUAAUGUAUCAUUUGAUGUAAGUUUAGACCACUAAUCUUUGUGCAAAAUUUCAGAUCAUCCGCACACUUCGUUUUACCAGAAUUAAUUAUUCAAUUGGUAAAAUAAUGUCCCAAAAUGAAAAUAGGGCUAAGGAAAGCAUAAAAAUAAGAUUUUCAAUUUAUUUCAAAAUAUAUUUCUAAACUGUCUUUGCAUAUGAUCCUCUUUAAAGUGCCCAAACUGAUUUAUGUAAGACUUUAAAAUGUUAUCUCUUUAGACUUUAAACCUCAGUGGAGUCCCUUUAAAAUAACCUAAAUUUGAAAUAAAAUCUAAGAAUGUGAUUUUCAUUUGGAGGAGAAUGCUACCAUAAGGGAGACAUUUAAACAUUUAGGGAGGAGAUCAUAAUCUAUCAAUUAUUUUAUACAGCCUUUGAUAUUUAUGCUAUUUAUAGAGAAAAAAAAAAUUUUUUUGUUUAUUAAAAAUAGAAGAGAACCAAUAAAUGUUGAAUUUCAUACUGAUUACCUUUAUA